GCCACAAUUUAAAAUUGUUGUUCGUUUCUGAAGCCGUCGUAUAAAAGGAGAGAUAGCUGUGUGUGCGGAUCUGUGGGCGGAAGGAGGGGCGCUCAUAUAAAGCAACUCUUCUAGGAAGAAACGCAAUGCUUCAGAAGCUAACGUCACGUGAGGACGUUGUACCAUCUAGUCUCUCAGUUGUCCUAUUUAUUUAUCUGCUGUAAAAACACACGCGUUUCUUUGACAUUACUGUAAAGUCACUUUGCUUAAUAUUCUAAAAUGUGUGACGACGACGUGGCCGCGUUGGUGAUCGACAAUGGAUCCGGAAUGUGCAAAGCCGGAUUUGCUGGGGAUGAUGCUCCUCGAGCUGUGUUUCCCUCCAUUGUUGGAAGACCGCGAUAUCAGGGAAUUAUGGUCGGCAUGGGACAAAAGGACAGUUACGUGGGCGACGAGGCGCAGAGUAAACGGGGAGUUCUCACUGUUAAAUAUCCUAUAGAGCAUGGUAUCGUGACCAAUUGGGACGACAUGGAGAAGAUCUGGCACCAUACGUUCUACAACGAGUUGAGAGUCGCGCCGGAGGAGCAUCCCGUCUUGUUGACGGAGGCUCCCCUGAAUCCUAAGGCCAACCGCGAAAAAAUGACGCAGAUUAUGUUUGAGACCUUCAACACUCCAGCUAUGUACGUUGCCAUUCAGGCUGUCCUGUCCUUGUACGCGUCCGGACGUACGACUGGCAUAGUGCUGGAUAGCGGCGAUGGGGUAUCUCAUACGGUACCGAUUUAUGAAGGAUAUGCCCUACCUCAUGCAAUUUUGCGCUUAGAUCUGGCCGGUCGCGACUUGACAGAUUACCUGAUGAAGAUUCUGACCGAGAGGGGCUACACCUUUACAACUACUGCCGAGCGCGAAAUCGUGCGUGACAUCAAGGAGAAGCUGUGUUAUGUGGCACUAGACUUUCAGCAUGAAAUGGCGACAGCCGCCGCAUCGACUGCGUUAGAAAAGAGCUAUGAGUUACCGGAUGGCCAGGUCAUCACAAUCGGCAACGAGCGCUUCCGUUGCCCGGAAGCGAUGUUCCAGCCGAGCUUCCUGGGCAUGGAAUCCUGCGGUAUACACGAGACGACGUAUAAUUCGAUUAUGAAGUGCGACGUCGACAUCCGUAAGGAUUUGUAUGCCAAUUCGGUGCUCUCGGGCGGCACUACCAUGUAUCCGGGCAUCGCUGAUCGGAUGCAGAAGGAGAUAACGGCGCUCGCACCGCCCACCAUGAAGAUCAAAGUAAUCGCGCCACCCGAGAGGAAAUACUCGGUGUGGAUCGGCGGCUCGAUCCUCGCCAGUCUGAGCACGUUCCAGCAGAUGUGGAUUUCGAGGCAGGAGUACGACGAGUUAGGGCCGUUUAUCGUGCAUAGAAAGUGCUUUUGAGAUGCCAUGAUCAUCCAGAAUGCUUCUCGGCCGAUAAUAAUCCUUGGUGGACCGUACGCAGGAUAACUGAAACGAUAUUUAUUUCUUCCGAGUAAUAAUUUAUUAUUUCCUGAAUAUAAUAAUUUUCUUCUUACAUGGUUUCUCAUCCCCUUCGGACUUCUUGUAAAAAAUAAUUGUUUACUCGCCAAUAGUUUUCUUAUCUUUUGAUAAAUAUACUUAUAGAGCAUUAACUCACAACGAGUGAAUUCUACAUCCGAUCAUCGGCGAUUCCCAAUUUUAUUGCAUCCGCACUUGCAAGCUUUAAAGAUGAAUACUUUUACUCCUUCAAACGCUUGAAUUAGGAAGUUUGUACACAUCGAACAGAGCCACUGAAUCAAUGUCUUUUUUUUUUAUUUCUAAAAUGUACUCGAUGUUAUAUUACACAGUAGGACGUUUAAGGCGGAUGUGACAUCAGUGAAGAGCCUAUUUCUUCCUACGUUUCCUCUUUGAAACUUUCGUACAACUUUUUGACACACAGUACAUCUGCCGACGUAACAAAAUUCUCUCUGUUGACGCAUAUACAUUAGAAAAUAAUAAUUUAUAUUCUUUUUCACAGAGCGUUAUAUGUCGUAUAUAUUUGUAGAUGUACUAAGAACUCAAUCAGUAAGUUCACAGCUAGAAAAGUUGUCAUUUACAUUUACAGGAUAUUGAUAAUUACAUUCGUAGUAUCGUAGCAUCAAAUGCUGUUUUGUUCAUGAAAUUCUAUUAGCUUUCAUGGACGGUUAAUAUAUUAUUUUACAGCAUAUAUAUGUGUAUAUAUAUAUAUGUAUAUACACAUAUACACACGCAUCAUAAAAAAUUAGAACGUAAAAAAAAUCUAUAUUUCUAAAGAAAAGUAUAUACAAUUUUUAUUUUCAUUCAUCCAAGAUAAGUUAUUGUGGAACGUCUUAAAUAAUAAUCUGAUAUCCAGCAGAUAUGCGAAAAUAAUGUCAUCAAGUUGUCAUCUGCUUGAAUUAUUAUUUGCGUCGAUCCGUUAUAUUCGUAAGACUACAGUUUUUUAUAACGCAAGUAAAAUCGGAAUUAUCACAAAUCAUCUCGGAUAAAAUGUAUGAGAAUUCUACAUAUGUAUAUCUUUACAGUACGACAGAACCGUGAAACAAUAUUAUCAAUAACUGUACCAAUAUUUGAAGGUAACACAAAUGAAAAAUUUACAUAAUUUUGUUUCUUAAAUAUACAAUAUGCACCAAGUCAGUAUAGUUAACUUGAAAUUUAACUUAAAUUUAAAAAUGAAAUUGAUUGUGAAAAUAUAUAUAUAUAUUUCUCAAA
Messenger RNA from Wasmannia auropunctata (little fire ant), 2694 nucleotides. Its product is annotated as actin, clone 403-like. The transcript has 4 exons. The coding region runs from base 259 to 1389 and encodes 376 amino acids. Gene Ontology annotation, biological process: mitotic cytokinesis. NCBI's taxonomy places the organism in Eukaryota, Metazoa, Arthropoda, Insecta, Hymenoptera, Formicidae. The record is from RefSeq and is a predicted model, not a curated record.